Serpula lacrymans var. lacrymans S7.9 is the source of this 986-nucleotide messenger RNA. RefSeq lists its product as uncharacterized. The coding region runs from base 66 to 761 and encodes 231 amino acids. The transcript has 8 exons. NCBI's taxonomy places the organism in Eukaryota, Fungi, Basidiomycota, Agaricomycetes, Boletales, Serpulaceae. The record is from RefSeq and is a predicted model, not a curated record.
AUGACACUGUUCACCAUCCACUUAGAACUAUUCCUGACACAAAUCACAGAAAAUCAGCUGUAGACAUGGCCUCCGAAUCAACUACACCUCAGCCUAAAGUUGUCGUUCACCAUUUGAAUGACUCCCGGUCCCAACGCAUCUUAUGGUUACUGGAAGAAUUGGAAGUACCCUAUCAAGUCAAAAGAUAUAACAGGACCUCUAAUAUGACUGCUCCUAAGGAAUUGUUUGCUAUCAGUCCCUUGGGGAAAUCCCCCGUUAUAACAGACGGCGAUAUCACCCUCGCUGAAAGUGGAGCCAUCGUCGAAUAUAUUAUUAAUAAGUACGGCAGGUCACAGGACAAACCUCCUGAUUCUGGAAAAGUACAUGAUAUGUAUUUCACCCACUACUCGGAAGGCUCGUUUAUGCCCCUGCUCGUGCAGCAGCUCAUUUUCAACAUUAUUCCCAAAAGAGCGCCCUUUUUCUUACGAUAUCUCCUCAGCUACAUAUUCAACUCAAUCACCAGCCAACUGGUUACGCCUGAGCUGAAGAAGCAUAAAAAUAUGAUCGAAACACAUCUUUCAAAGACUGGAGAGUGGUUCGCGGGAGGUGACCACCCUACUGCAGCCGACUACAUGAUGUCUUUCCCCCUAGAAGCUUUGGUCUCGGAAAACCCUGAAAUGCUUGGGCCGAAGGCUGCAGAGUUCAUAAAAAGGGUGCAGAGUCGUCCUGCUUACAAACGCGGGUUGGAGAAGGGAGGAGAUUAUGCAUAUGCAAAGCUUUAAAAUCGAGCUUUCAACGACCAUCCGCUGUUUAGGCCUUUUCAUGAUCGCGAAGCUUUAUCAAGUACCGUUUAACAAUAUCCAAUAAAGUGUAGUGCGUCCUUACUAUAUUCAUUAGAAGUGGUUUCCAUUAAAUCUCCUCGCUCUUCGGGAUUAUAUAAAUGUGAAAACUGUUAUAUAAAUGUUCUGUGACGAAUUUUUUAGAAAAACGAAUAUAGGCAAUAAACA